AUGAGGAGGACAUCAGUACUACCAUCAUCACUAUGGGCUGUCAUAUCAAUUAGCUCACUACUACCACUGCUUCUCUACCCUCAAGCGAUUUUAGCCCACGAUAACGACCAACUCAUAAAUGACAUCCACAAUGCAGAUUUAUCUCAUCUACAGGGCCAUCGAGACUACUACGCCAUAUUAAUCUUCACAUCAUCAAACCCUGUGCAUGAUUGUAAACCUUGUGAACAAGUAAUUCCAAUGGUUGAACAAGUUUCCACUACGUAUUUGGCAAAGUAUGCAUCCUCCUUAAUUUCUAUGCGAUUUUUCAAUAUCGAUUUGAAUGAUAGAUCCAAUGCUGCCAUUUUUAGAAAGUUGAAGAUGGAUGAUAUACCUCACGUAUGGUUAGUGCCACCAAGUAGUAGUGACUAUAGUGGACUGGGGGUCAAUGAAGAUGGUACAAUUGAGCAUAUUUUUGAUAGUCCGCAUUUAGAGUAUCCUUUGAGAAAAGCAUCUCUUGAGAGACAGGUGGCUGAGUUUGCGAAGUUUUUAAGUGAAGUAUUGAUGAUUGACUUGCAUGUUGACGAUGCAGUAGGUCCAAACGCCGAUGGUGUGCAGAGCUCAUUGAGUACAUUUGCAAAGACAUUUAUCAUUACAUUUACAACCGUUGUAUUGAUCAAAAAGAAGGGUCCCAGUUUUAUAUCAAACACGCCGAAAAGAGCCAUUAUGUGCUAUUUUGCAAUCACGGUCAUACUUUUAUGUAUUGGAGGAUCUCAAUUUUCAAUACAACGUCAAUCACCAUUCAUUGCUAAAGAUGAUGCCACUGGGAAAUUGGUUUUCAUAAGUGAAGCAAGUGUACAUUAUCAAUAUGCAAUUGAAAUUUUCAUUGUUGCUGCAAACUAUGCAUCGUUGGCGGCAUCAGUUGUAAUUUUGAUCAAAUUGGGUAGUUAUAAAGUGACAGAAUCGAGUAAAAUUAGAGAUGAAAAUUUACGAGUGUGGCUGAUUAUUUUGGUGUCGUUGGUGAUUUAUUGUUUGUAUAGCUGUCUUACUAGUAUUGUGUUGAAGAAGGAUCCGGGGUAUCCUUAUUCAUUGACAAAGAUGUUUUAA
This is a messenger RNA of Lodderomyces parapsilosis, 1083 nucleotides long. RefSeq names its product dolichyl-diphosphooligosaccharide--protein glycotransferase. The record is from RefSeq and is a predicted model, not a curated record. Gene Ontology annotation, cellular component: oligosaccharyltransferase complex. Bases 1 to 1083 code for a protein of 360 amino acids. The transcript has a single exon. Lineage: Eukaryota; Fungi; Ascomycota; Pichiomycetes; Serinales; Debaryomycetaceae.